Colletotrichum graminicola M1.001 is the source of this 606-nucleotide messenger RNA. Its product is annotated as protein kinase domain-containing protein. The transcript has 2 exons. Lineage: Eukaryota; Fungi; Ascomycota; Sordariomycetes; Glomerellales; Glomerellaceae. The record is from RefSeq and is a predicted model, not a curated record. The annotation marks the transcript as partial.
CUAGCGCAAGACAAGCAAUUAGCCAAGUAUGUGGCCAUUAAAGUUAGCAUAGCGGACCACAGCUCCCAGGAGGUUAACAUUCUGAGCCAAUUUUCCACCUGUGCCGUCAAGAACGUACAGUUUGGCAGAAGUUUAAUCCCUCAGAUGCUAGAUUGCUUUAACCUCAACAGACUAAAUAGAACAUAUCUAUGCUUUAUUACUGCGCCAGCAAGGUGCAACGUUGCCUAAGUCUUGAAGCCAGGCUCUGGCCCGUUCCAGCUUCAUGUCGCCAGAUCACUUGCCGCCCAGCUUGCUAUAGCAGUUGCAUACACAACCGCUCCACCAGGUGUUCUACCCCAUGUCUAUCCGCCAAUCUGGCUCGUUAAGCCUAGCAAUAAAGUCACCCUUACUAAAGCUAAGCUCGUUCUUGCUAAUUUUAGUACAGUGUUCUGCCCUACACAGGAAUCAAGGUUUAAGUCCUACACGCCACUUUAGAUCCGUCCACCUAAAGCAAGGUUUAAACUAACAACGCCGCUGUCGUAUAUAUCUGAUAUCUGGAGUCUCAGGUGUGUAAUUUGGGGAAUGCUUAAAGUAGGACCAUUCCUUAAUAAUAGGUUAUUUAGGCCA